AUGCGUCAGGGGAUCCGAGAGGCCGAGUAUUACAGGACCUUAUAUUUUACUGUUGUUCCUCCUAAUCGGAGGGCUCCAAGAUUAUCACAGCUCAGCAGGAGAUCGGGACAGAGUCAGACUGAGAGUCGAGGAGUGACAGGGCCACUUCAGAGAGCUCCCCCAGGUGGGGAGUUAGGUGCAGGGGAGGCGGCGGCGCGGGGGCGGCGCUGGGGUGGCGCAGCUAGCGGCGGGCGGCGGGCUGGCUGCGGGCGGGCGGCGCUCGGGCGGGGGUUCUCGGUGGGCGGGGCGGUGGGCGGCAGGCGGUGCAGCGGGGGCGCGGCGGGGGUUACCGCCGGCGGCGGUGGCCGCCGGGCUGCGCGUGCCUCCAAAAGAGGCUGCGCCCGAUUUAAACAAAAACUAUGA
Molecule: messenger RNA, 402 nt
Organism: Cryptomeria japonica (Japanese cedar)
Lineage: Eukaryota; Viridiplantae; Streptophyta; Pinopsida; Cupressales; Cupressaceae
Exons: 2
Coding region: 1-402 (133 amino acids)
Source: RefSeq, a predicted model, not a curated record